AUGGCGGUGGUACUAUUUCUACUGGUCGGUACCAUCUUCGAACGAAGAAUAGAAGCUGCUAUACGACGUAUCAUAGAACAUCAACAACUCAUGCUAGAAGCUAGUCGAGAGGAAGCCAAUCAAGCUUUGGCCGAAACUACUGAGAGCACGCAACCCUCCACCAGCGCCUCCCAAAAAACUUUGGAACCAAAAAAAAUAAAUUCAACAAAAAGCUUAAUAUCCUCAACAACGUUCCAAUCUCUACCAAACUCUUUAUCCAAGCCUCUGGAAAGCAAGAGCAGCACUUAUAUUACUGGUAGCUCGCUUGAACGUAAGAGCAACGCCUUAAUCAAACCGGUACCAGAAAUAACUAUAUGA
Messenger RNA from Danaus chrysippus (African queen), 357 nucleotides. The record is from the annotation of a GenBank genome assembly. Lineage: Eukaryota; Metazoa; Arthropoda; Insecta; Lepidoptera; Nymphalidae.